This is a messenger RNA of Carassius gibelio (silver crucian carp), 2059 nucleotides long. RefSeq lists its product as uncharacterized. The record is from RefSeq and is a predicted model, not a curated record. The transcript has 5 exons. Lineage: Eukaryota; Metazoa; Chordata; Actinopteri; Cypriniformes; Cyprinidae. Bases 117 to 1148 code for a protein of 343 amino acids.
GAAAGAAGAAGAAGAAGAAGAAGACGAAUCGGCCAUCAACACCGACAAAAGCGGAAGUAAAAGACACCUUGUUGUUAUGCGCUGAAAUGGCAUCAUCAUAAAGUUUUAAACUUUUUAUGGUCAUUUUGAAGGAAGAAAACCCUCUCUUUUCAGCACUUGGAACUUCCAGUUGUUGCUGCUGUGUGCUUUUGCAGUGCAUCAUAAUGGAGGCUAUUUGGAAUUUGAUUUUGGCUUCAACUUUUAUAGUUGUACUUUAUGAAGGAGCGUUCUGCCAGGGUAUUCCUUCUGGUUUUGUGUUACUAAACCAACCGUACACAUUCCCCGUUAACGCCAGCGGCUGUCAUCAUGCUGAAUGGAGAAAGAUGCCAGGCACCACUAUCGCCACAUACAAAAACCAUGUGUGCGUGACUGCCAAAGGUCUUGAGGAAGACUUCACGUGUGAACACAGCCACCUGCUUCUCAUAUCAUCACAAUACACUAACCAGGGGCUCUACGAGUUCAUCUGUAAUGGGGUUAAAACUUCACUUAUUCUGGAUGUUUUAUAUGCUCUAUAUAAGAGUGUAGAAGAAACGGACAACAUCACUCUGAACUGUUAUGCGCUCAGUGCCCAAGAUGUGACGUGGCUGCAUGACAACGAAAGAGUUUUGUACUAUAAGAUGGACGGAUCUGUGAAUCCUGGCAAAGGCUUCGAGAGAAGAGCCAUGCUGGCAAACAACUGCUUCAAAACCGGCAAUUUCUCUUUGACCAUCACACGUGUUCGCAAGGCAGAUGCUGGAUUAUACCGCUGCUUUGUGGAUAGUGAAACGGUUAAAGGAAACCCUCACGCCUAUGUGCUGGAUGUGAACGAGAAAAACUCAGAUCCAGGAGACCAGACACACUCCAGCUGCAACGAAGCAAUUCUGAUCGUGCUCACUGCAGUUUUGGGGCUCAUCUCAGGGAUAAGUGUGACAUGUUUGAUCAAAAUAAAACUACGUGAUCGUCAAUCCAUGUCCACCAGUGAGCGUGACACCACUGAGACUGACCAUAUGCUGAGAUCUGCUAUGAGCACAGCUUCACCUGUCAGUGAGAGUCAGUCUGUGGUCACUCAUCCUGUUCAGGAGAGCGAGUCCAUGGGAGAAAAGCCUUCCAACACCAGGCCUAUCUUGUAGUCUGGUGAAACGAGGCCUGUGAAGAUACGGUCAGCUAGGCCUGUUUCACACUGCAAGCUGAAGAGCUUUCACAACAUUUCUGCUGAAUAAUAAACUGCAAUCAAACAUUGAUUUACUGGAGCCAACUUUGAUUGCUGUGAACUGAAUUCACUUGAGAAGCAGGAGCACAUUUACAUCCACACAGUGAUGACUGUAAACUAUCCAUUUUAAAUAUUACUCACUCCAGCAUGAAGUUUUUCUUUACUGUAAAAGACUGUUUUAGUGGUUUUAGUGUGUUUGUGUGUGGAUGAAAGAAUGCCAACAUGUUAUUUAGCAGCAAAUUUGUUUGUCAUAUUUCCUUGCAGUCAGUGUUGUAGGCUUUGAUUAAUUUGCUGUUGCAGGGACUUAACUUAAUAUGAUAUGACGAAUCAGUUUUUGCAAUGUUCACACAGUGCAUUAAUGUCAUUGUUCCUGAUCACAUUUACAUUUAUGCAGAUGCUUUAAUCAAAAGCAACUUACAGUGCAUUCAGGUUAUACAUUUGUUUUUACCAGUAUGUGUGUUCUCUGGGAAUUGAACCCACAACCUUCUGUGCUGCUAACACAAUGCUCUACCAGUGAGCCACAGGAACAAUCAUUAAAAACCUCAUGCAUGAAGGGACUUCACAUACAGUAUAGCUCCUGUUUAGCACUUUUCUGACUCCGUGGCCAUUGCUAUUUCAUAUAUUCUCUGUUAUUUCUGUCAUAUGGAUUUCAUGUUUUUUUUUUUCUGUUUAAUGUGUACAGCUUUAUAUUUGUCGAGAGUGUUCAAACCUUUUUCUAGUUGUUAUAAUAGUGGUUUCUGGUGCUGACUGAAUUAUAAGGUUGUACUAGCAAACCAAUGGAAGGAUUUACGAUUAAUAAAAUAAAUAAAAUACAUUUUGAUCUUAAGCAAA